Messenger RNA from Tachyglossus aculeatus (Australian echidna), 1041 nucleotides. Its product is annotated as olfactory receptor 688-like. Gene Ontology annotation, cellular component: membrane. Gene Ontology annotation, molecular function: G protein-coupled receptor activity; olfactory receptor activity. Gene Ontology annotation, biological process: G protein-coupled receptor signaling pathway. The record is from RefSeq and is a predicted model, not a curated record. Bases 1 to 1041 code for a protein of 346 amino acids. The transcript has 2 exons. Lineage: Eukaryota; Metazoa; Chordata; Mammalia; Monotremata; Tachyglossidae.
AUGUUUGUGUCCAUCGGGGCCACCAAUGGCUCUAGCCCCCAGGUCACUCAGUUCAUUCUAAUGGGUUUCCCGAGCAUUCAUAGCUGGCAGCACUGGCUCUCCCUGCCCCUGGCCCUGCUCUACUUCUCGGCCCUCUUGGCCAAUGCGAUGAUCCUGCUCACCAUCUGGCAAGAAACAGUUCUACGCCAGCCGAUGUUCUAUUUCCUGGCUGUUCUGGCCCUAGUGGACAUGGGUCUGAGCACCACCAUCAUGCCCAGGAUCCUGGCCAUUCUCUGGUUCAAUGCCCGCACCAUCAGCCUCCCAGAAUGCUUCUUCCAGAUUUAUGCUAUUCACACCUUCAUGGGGCUGGAGUCUGGCAUCUUCCUGUGCAUGGCAACUGACAGGUAUGUGGCCAUCUGUCACCCCCUCCGCUACCCCUCUGUCAUCACAGAAGGCUUUGUUCUCAAGGCCACCCUGUUCAUGGUGUUCAGAAAUGGUCUCCUAUUUGUCCCGGUGCCUGUCUUGGCCUCAGAGCAUCUUUACUGUUCCAGGUACGAGAUUGACCACUGUCUGUGCUCCAACCUGGCUGUCACCAGCCUGGCGUGUGAUGACAGGAAGGCCAACAGCGUUUUCCAGUUGAUCAUGGCUUGGCUCUUGGUCGGCAGUGACGUGUGUCUCAUCAUUGUCUCCUACGCCCUGAUCCUGAGGGCGGUACUCAAGUUACACUCAGCCGAAGCCGCCUCUAAAGCCUUGAGCACCUGCAGCUCCCACAUCAUCCUCAUCCUCUUCUUCUACACAGCACUUGUCGUCUUGCCCAUUACCCACACUGCAAAACAGAAGGUGCCCUUCAUCCCUGUCCUCCUUAAUGUACUGCACUGUGUCAUCCCCCCGGCUCUUAACCCCGUAGUGUAUGCCCUGAGGACCCAGGAUAUCAAAGGGGGCAUGUCGAAAGUGGGGCAGCUGGAAAAGCAGCAGGGGGACACCAGAGCAGAAUCAUACAGACAGAGGUAUGCUGAAAUGCAGAUAGAAACAACAUUGAAGAAACAGGAGACCAGUACUUGA